AUGGCAACCGAAAAGACGGGGAAGCGUAAUUUUACGGAGACGGAGGUGGAGGUACUUGUUGGUGAGGUGGAGGCUCGCAAAAACAUAUUAUUUGGCGGCCUCGGUAGUGGCAUCAGCAACAAACGGAAAACAGAAGAGUGGCAACACGUUGUUGCAGCUGUCAAUAGUGUGGGGGUGACGGAGAGGUCCGUGCCAGACAUUAAAAAAAAGUGGUCGGAUCUCAAGGUGGAGGCAAAGAGGAGGAUGGCACGCCACCGCCAGGGAAUGUGUGCCACAGGCGGGGGUCCUGCCACACCAAACCCCACGCCGCUGGAGCUGAAAAUAGCCUCCAUUCUUGGGCCCGCAAGCAUCUACGGCAUAGUGCCAGAGAAUGAGGGGGACACAGACCAGGCGGACGCCACAGCAGAGACCGUCACUCUACAGAUGGAGGCAGUGGGUGAGGAGAUCCCCGGUACAUCCACAGAGGAGAUGGUCAGACCCACCACGAGUGCGCCCCGGGCGCACGGCACAGCUGGAGGUGGCCGCGUGCUGACAGAUGCGGUCCUCCAAACACAAAGGGACACCAUCGACGCUGUGAAGGAAAUUCGUGAUGAAUUACAUCAAAUCCGUCAUGUAAUUAGCGGAAUGUGUGCUGUACUGUCUGAAAUUUCCACGUCAUUAAAAGAACUUGUUAAAAAAUGA
Melanotaenia boesemani (Boeseman's rainbowfish) is the source of this 681-nucleotide messenger RNA. Its product is annotated as nuclear apoptosis-inducing factor 1-like. The coding region runs from base 1 to 681 and encodes 226 amino acids. Gene Ontology annotation, cellular component: nucleus. The record is from RefSeq and is a predicted model, not a curated record. NCBI's taxonomy places the organism in Eukaryota, Metazoa, Chordata, Actinopteri, Atheriniformes, Melanotaeniidae. The transcript has 2 exons.